AUGUCUUCAGCUGAAUAUACAAUUGGUGGGGUGAAGAUUAACUUUCCUUAUAAAGCUUAUCCAUCACAGCUUGCUAUGAUGAAUUCUAUUGUCAGAGGAUUAAACAGUAAGCAGCACUGUUUAUUGGAGAGCCCCACAGGGAGUGGGAAAAGCUUAGCCUUACUUUGUUCUGCUUUAGCAUGGCAGCAGUCUCUUAGUGGGAAGCCAGUGGAUGAAAGCUUAAGAAAGAAAACUGAAGUACCAUUGUCAUGUUGUUGUACGUGCCAUUCAAAGAAUUUUGCAAACAGUGAUGUGCACCAGCGAACUUCGUAUCAUUUCAGCCCUCCAAGUACACCACCUUCUGAAAGAAAUGGCACUUUGUCAGGUUCUCAAGACUCUCCUGAAAAAACUACACUGGCUGCAAAGCUAUCUGCUAAGAAGCAGGCAUCUAUGUACAGAGACGAAAAUGAUGAUUUUAAAGUAGAAAAGAAAAGAAUUCGACCCUUGGAAACCGCACAGCAGAUCAGAAAACGUCAUUGUUUUGAGAAGGAGGUACACCAUUUGGAUGCAAAAGUUGCUUCAGGAAAGACCACAAAACUCAACUCUCCAUUAGGAAAGAUAAACUCCACAUCUCCACAGAAUCCCCCUGGUCACUGUUGUGGGUGCUGUUCUACUAAACAAGGAAACAGUGAAGAUUCUUCAAAUACCACUAAGAAGGAUCAUGGGGGGAAGUCCAAGAUACCCAAAAUAUACUUUGGGACACGCACACACAAGCAGAUUGCUCAGAUUACUAGAGAGCUCCAGAGAACAGCGUACUCAGGGGUCCCGAUGACUAUUCUUUCCAGCAGGGAUCAUACUUGUGUCCAUCCGGAAGUAAUAGGUAACUUCAACAGAAAUGAAAAAUGCAUGGAAUUGCUGGAUGGGAAAAAUGGAAAAUCCUGCUAUUUUUAUCACGGUGUUCAUAAAAUUAGUGAUCAACACACAUUACAGACUUUCCAAGGGAUGCACAAGGCCUGGGAUAUAGAAGAACUUGUCAGCUUGGGGAAAAAACUAAAGGCAUGUCCAUAUUACACAGCACGAGAGCUAAUGCAAGAUGCUGACAUAAUAUUUUGUCCCUACAACUAUCUUCUAGAUGCACAAAUAAGAGAAACUAUGGAGAUCAAUCUGAAAGAACAGGUUGUCAUUUUAGAUGAAGCUCAUAACAUUGAGGACUGUGCUCGGGAGUCAGCAAGUUACAGUGUAACGGAAGUUCAGCUUCGGUUUGCUCGGGAUGAACUAGAUAGUAUGAUUAACUAUAAUAUAAGGAAGAAAGAUCAUGAACCCCUACGAGCUGUGUGCUGCAGCCUCAUUAAUUGGUUAGAAGCAAGCUCUGAACAUCUUGUGGAAAGGGAUUAUGAAUCAUCUUGUAAAGUAUGGAGUGGAAGUGAAAUGCUCUUAAAUUUACACAAAAUGGGCAUCACCACUGCUACUUUUCCCAUUUUGCAGGGACAUUUUUCUGCUGUCCUUCAAAGAGAAGAAAAAGUCCCAUCAAUUCAUGGUAAAGAGGAGGCAAGAGAAAUACCUGUUAUUAGUGCUUCAACUCAAAUAAUGCUCAAAGGACUUUUUAUGGUGCUUGACUAUCUUUUUAGGCAAAAUAGCAGAUUUGCAGAUGAUUAUAAAGUCGCUAUUCAACAGACUUACUCUUGGAUAAAUCAGACUGAUACUACAGAUAAAAAUGGAUUCUUGAUUGUAUCAAAAAAUAAGAAACGUUCACGGCAGAAAGCAGCAGUUCGUGUGCUAAAUUUUUGGUGCUUAAAUCCAGCUGUGGCCUUUUCAGAUAUUAAUGGCAAGGUUUGGACAAUUGUUUUGACAUCUGGGACAUUAUCACCAAUGAAAUCCUUUUCAUCAGAACUUGGUGUUACAUUUACUAUUCAAUUAGAGGCUAAUCAUGUCAUUAAUAACUCACAGGUUUGGGUUGGCACCAUUGGGUCAGGGCCCAAGGGUCGCAAUCUCUGUGCUACCUUCCAGCACACGGAAACAUUUGAAUUCCAGGAUGAAGUGGGAGCACUUUUGUUAUCUGUGUGCCAGACUGUUAGCCAAGGAAUUUUGUGUUUCCUGCCAUCUUACAAGUUAUUAGAAAAGUUAAAAGAACGUUGGCUCUCUACUGGUUUAUGGCAUAAUCUGGAGUUGGUGAAGACAGUCAUUGUAGAACCACAGGGAGGAGAAAAAAUUGAUUUUGAUGAAUUACUGCAGGUGUACUACGAUGCAAUCAAGUACAAAGGAGAAAAAGAUGGAGCCCUCCUGGUGGCAGUUUGUCGUGGUAAAGUGAGUGAGGGUCUGGAUUUCUCGGAUGAUAAUGCCCGUGCUGUCGUAACAAUAGGAAUUCCUUUUCCAAAUGUGAGAGAUCUUCAGGUUGAACUAAAGAGACAGUAUAAUGAUCAGCAUUCAAAAUUAAGAGGUCUUUUACCAGGUCGUCAGUGGUAUGAAAUUCAAGCAUACAGGGCCUUAAACCAGGCCCUUGGUAGGUGUAUUCGACACAAGAAUGAUUGGGGGGCUCUUAUUCUAGUGGAUGACCGCUUCAGGAGUAACCCAAGUCGAUACAUAUCUGGACUUUCUAAAUGGGUUCGACAGUUGAUUCAGCACCAUUCAACCUUUGAGAGUGCACUGGAGUCCUUGGCUGAAUUUUCCAAAAAGCACCAAAAGGUCAUUGCUGUGUCCAAAGAAGACAGAAAAUCUAUACAGGACAAUGAGUCUACACUUGGAGUGGCUUGUUCGAAGGAUAGUACCUAUUUUUUAGAAGCAGCAAGCCAUUUAUCACCAGAAUAUGCUAUGGAAGAUGAUCCAGAAUUAUUAGAAGAGUCUGCCCAGGCAGUAGGAGCAGAAAGAAUUGUGAUUUCCAGAUCCACAAGCCCAACCUUCAGCAAACAAACAGACCGAGUUAGCUGGUCUGGCAGUAAUAUGGGGGGACAGUAUCUCACUGGUAAAAUUCUGACUGGAACCCCUGUGGUUAGGUCAUCAGAGGAUUGUGCCUCUACUUCUUCCACUUUCAAAACAGAAAAGAAAUGUGAAACAGUUUUGCCACUCACUGAUAAAUAUGAGUCCUCAUCUCUGACAGUAGAUACAUCAUUUGGAGCAUGCCCUCAAUCAGAAACCAUUGUUCCAUCUGCAAGCGUUGAUGCUACUAAUCUGAAUUCCAAAGAUCCAGCAAUUCAGUUGUCUGUAGUAAGUGAAGAAGCUGAACCUCCUGCUUCAAAUACAGCUUCUGAAACAGAAGCAGAUGAGUCUAUCUAUUUUACACCUGAACUUUAUGAUCCUGUAGAUACAAGUGAAGAGAAGAAUGAACUAGCUGGAGCUGAGAGAGACAAUAGAUUGACUAAUAGUUCAAACUGCAUUUUAAUUGAAGAUCUUUUUGAAAUUAAAACUACAAAAGGAGUGGAUUCAGUCAGAGAAAUGAAAGCUGAGGACCAAAGUUGA
Molecule: messenger RNA, 3432 nt
Organism: Rangifer tarandus platyrhynchus (Svalbard reindeer)
Lineage: Eukaryota; Metazoa; Chordata; Mammalia; Artiodactyla; Cervidae
Source: the annotation of a GenBank genome assembly